AUGUCCUCCGCAGUCGCAGCAGGCUCAAAGGGCCGCGUCCUCCUCGCCUACUCGGGCGGACUCGACACGUCGUGCAUCCUCGCCUGGCUCAUCGAGCAAGGGUACGAGGUUAUCGCCUUCAUGGCCGACGUCGGACAGGAGGAGGACUUUGACGCAGCCAGGGAGAAGGCGCUCAAGAUUGGCGCCAAGAAGUUCUUCCUUGCGGACUGCAAGAAGGAGUUCGUCGAGCACCUCAUCUACCCCGCCGUCCAGGCCAACUGCAUCUACGAGGGCGUCUACCUCCUCGGCACCUCUCUCGCCCGCCCCGUGAUCGCCCGCGCCAUGAUGGACGUCGUCGUGACCGAGUCGUGCCAGUUCAUCUCGCACGGCUGCACGGGCAAGGGCAACGACCAGGUCCGCUUCGAGCUCGCCUUCUACGCUCUCCAGCCCGACAUCAAGGUCAUCGCGCCUUGGAGGGACCCGGUCUUCUUUGAGCGCUUUGCGGGUCGCCAGGCGUUGCUGGACUUUGCGGCCGAGAAGGGCAUCCCUGUCUUCCAGACUGCCGCCAAGCCCUGGUCGACCGACGAGAACCUCUUCCACAUCUCGUACGAGGCGGGCAUCCUCGAGGACCCGGACGUGACCCCUCCCGCCGACAUGUGGAAGCUCAUCAACGGCCUCGACAAGUGCCCCACGACUCCCGAACGCAUCUCGAUCACCUUCAAGAAGGGUAUCCCCGUCUCCCUCCUCAUCCACCCCGAAGGCGCGCAGCCCGUCCCCUCGACCGACGGAACCGAGAUCACCGACCCGGUCGAGAUCUUCCUCACGCUCAACAAGCUCGCUCGCAAGCACGGAAUCGGCCGCAUCGACAUUGUCGAGAACCGCUUUAUCGGCGUCAAGUCCCGUGGGUGCUACGAGAGCCCUGGCGCGACGAUCCUCCGCAAGGCGCACAUGGACCUCGAGGGAUUGGUCGUCGACCGGAACGUCCGCGCGUUGAGGGACCAGUUUGUCACCACCGAGCUCUCCAAGAUUCUCUACAACGGCUACUGGUUCUCCCCCGAGCGCGAGUUCGUCCAGUCGUGCCUGCAAAAGUCGCAAGAGACGGUCAACGGCCGCGUCCGCCUCGCGCUCAUCCUCGGCAACGUCAUCGUCGAGGGCCGCAUGUCCGAGUCUGAGGCGCUGUACGACGCCGAGCAGGUCUCGAUGGACUCGGUUACCAACUUUGACCCCCAGGCGACUUCCGGCUUCAUCGCCAUCGAGUCGAUCCGUCUCCGCAAGUGGGGCGAGCAGCGCCUCAAGAAGGGCGGCAACGUCAAGCCCGAGUCGGUCUACGCUCCCAAGACGGAGCUCUAA
This is a messenger RNA of Rhodotorula toruloides NP11, 1329 nucleotides long. RefSeq names its product argininosuccinate synthase. Gene Ontology annotation, biological process: urea cycle; L-arginine biosynthetic process. The record is from RefSeq and is a predicted model, not a curated record. The coding region runs from base 1 to 1329 and encodes 442 amino acids. The transcript has 6 exons. Gene Ontology annotation, cellular component: cytoplasm. Lineage: Eukaryota; Fungi; Basidiomycota; Microbotryomycetes; Sporidiobolales; Sporidiobolaceae. Gene Ontology annotation, molecular function: ATP binding; argininosuccinate synthase activity.